AUGCCGCCAAUCCAGGUUCACAUUGACGAUCCGAUAACCCCAAAGAAAGAAGCGGAAGGUAUGUUGCAGAAGCCAUAAAGAGAGCCUCAAUGGGCAAUCGAUCUUUUAAAGAGACAUCUGACUGUCUGAUAUCAGCACCCGUGCAACAAUCGCCCUAUCCAGCAGCACGGCCUGGCGCACCUGCUGUCCCUGCUCCAACUCCUUACGUUCCAAACCCACAAUCACAACCGCAGCCGACACGAACGACGCCCGCGACAUCGAACCAUGGGCCUCCGCCUCCACAACCUGGCGCUGUCCCUGUUGCCCCAGCCUCGCAGCAACAACAGCAAAUACCCAUGACUGCACCACCUUCGAAUCUUCCUUCACCUCCCAAAGCUGGAGAGCGACCACCACCUACCACGACGAUGCCGGCGCAGAUGGGAGUUCCUCCGCCAACGCAGCAAGCGAAUGUAAGAGGAACAUCGGCAUACAGUCCACCUGAAAGAGCAGGAGGUCCAACGACCGUGAAUUUUGGGGCAGCACCUCAACCAAUACCAGCAGCGGCUUCACAUCCUCCCGGAUACCAGCAAGAUACGAACGCGCAGGAGAUGAGCAGCGCUGCGAGGGCGAGUUUGGAUGCGCAGGAGCGAAAGGAUGGGAUGGGAGGAUUUGGAGGCAACUUUGGAGGCGGCAGUAGCAGUGGAGGAGGUGGUCUGGGUGGCGGUGAUGGAGCGGGAGAUAUGUGGACUGCGGUGAAAGGGUGGGUGGGCAAGGCGGGUGAGACGCUUGCUGAGACUGAGCGGGAGGUCUGGAGAAGGAUUGGUAAUAACAACUAA
This is a messenger RNA of Lecanosticta acicola, 815 nucleotides long. Lineage: Eukaryota; Fungi; Ascomycota; Dothideomycetes; Mycosphaerellales; Mycosphaerellaceae. The record is from the annotation of a GenBank genome assembly.